Miscanthus lutarioriparius is the source of this 699-nucleotide messenger RNA. Lineage: Eukaryota; Viridiplantae; Streptophyta; Magnoliopsida; Poales; Poaceae. The record is from the annotation of a GenBank genome assembly.
AUGGACACUAGGCUGCUGGUAUCCGCGGACGCCACCCUCGCCGCCGCUCGGUCCCGCUCCCGCUCCCGCCCUUCCACGUCCGCGUUCCAGCGCCAGACUGUCCCAGGCCGCCGGGCGUCGUCGUCGUGCAGGUCCGUCCGCGCGCGCUCCGCCGCAGCUGCCGCGCCAGCCGCGGGAGGCAUCUCCGGGCAUAGCAAUGGAGUGUACACGGUUGGUGACUUCAUGACAAGAAGGGACAAUCUCCAUGUUGUCCAACCUACUACACCGGUUGACCAAGCCCUGGAGCUGCUGGUGCAGCACAAGAUCUCUGGCUUACCUGUGGUUGACGAUGAUGGGAAGUUGGUUGGGGUUGUAUCAGAUUAUGAUCUAUUAGCUUUGGAUUCGAUGUCAGGAAAUGGAUUGGCCGAUACAAAUACAAACUUGUUUCCUGAUGUGGAUAGUACAUGGAAGACAUUCCACGAGAUACAGAGACUAUUAAGCAAAACUAAUGGGAAGGUCAUUGGUGAUGUAAUGACUUCUUCACCUUUAGCAGUGCGUACAAAUACUAAUCUUGAUGCUGCUACAAGGUUGCUACUUGAAACCAAAUACCGGAGAUUACCUGUAGUUGAUAGCAUGGGGAAACUAGUUGGGAUGAUUACAAGGGGAAACGUCGUCAGCGCUGCCCUCAAAAUAAAGAAGAAAACUGAAGAAGGUGCUUGA